Messenger RNA from Manis javanica (Malayan pangolin), 2869 nucleotides. It is a transcript of the gene TRAP1, whose product is annotated as TNF receptor associated protein 1. Lineage: Eukaryota; Metazoa; Chordata; Mammalia; Pholidota; Manidae. The record is from RefSeq and is a predicted model, not a curated record. Gene Ontology annotation, molecular function: ATP hydrolysis activity; ATP binding; ATP-dependent protein folding chaperone. Gene Ontology annotation, biological process: protein folding.
ACUGUCCCCGCGUGGGCAGACUGCGACCGCGCCACGGAUGCCUCGGCCCAGCGACCGGCGCAGGCAGCGGACCGGGCAGCCCGGCGCGUAUCGUUACGUCACCGCGCCGCACCGGAGGAAGGCCCCGCCCCCGUUGCGUGGGCCGCGCGGGCCGCUGGGGAGGCCAGACAUGGCGCGUGAGCUGCGGGCGCUUCUCCUGUGGGGCCGCCGUCUGAGCGCGCCGACGCUGGCUGCUUCCUCGCGAGGAAAACCGGUUCUGUGUUCUUGGAGGCCCCUGUCCCUGUCCGGAAUCCCCAGGCGAAACCUGGCUGCAGGCUUCUGCGCAGGACGGCCCUUGAGCUCACGGGCUGCUGAGGACAAGACGGAGGAGCCCUUGCGCUCCAUCAGCAGCGGCUCCGAGGCCGUGCAGGGUUCCGUUUCCAAACACGAGUUCCAGGCUGAGACAAAGAAGCUUCUGGACAUUGUUGCCCGUUCCCUGUACUCAGAAAAAGAGGUGUUUAUACGGGAGCUGAUCUCCAAUGCCAGCGACGCCUUGGAGAAACUGCGUCAUAAGCUGGUGUCUGAAGGCCAAACGCUGCCGGAAAUGGAGAUUCACUUGCAGACCGACGCUGAGAAAGGCACCAUCACGGUCCAGGACACUGGCAUUGGGAUGACACAGGAAGAACUGGUGUCCAACCUGGGAACGAUUGCUAGGUCAGGGUCAAAGGCCUUUCUGGACGCGCUGCAGGACCAGGCGGAGGCAAGCGGCAAGAUCAUUGGUCAGUUCGGAGUAGGUUUCUACUCGGCGUUCAUGGUGGCCGACAGGGUCGAGGUCUAUUCCCGCUCGGCAGCCACGGGCAGCCCCGGUUACCAGUGGCUUUCCGAUGGCUCUGGGGUAUUUGAAGUCGCGGAGGCCUCUGGAGUUAGAACCGGGACCAAAAUCAUCGUCCACCUCAAGCCAGACAGCAGGGAGUUUGCUAGCGAGGCCCGGGUCCGAGAUGUAGUGACAAAGUACAGUAACUUCAUCAGCUUCCCCUUGUACCUCAACGGAAGGCGCACCAACACCCUGCAGGCCAUCUGGAUGAUGGAUGCUAAGGAUGUGGGCGAGCAGCAGGACGAGGAAUUCUACCGCUAUAUCGCUCAGGCCCACGAUAAGCCCCGCUACACCCUGCGCUACAGGACGGAUGCACCGCUGAACAUCCGCAGCGUCUUCUAUGUGCCAGAGACGAAACCGUCCUUGUUUGACGUGAGCCGCGAGCUGGGCUCUGGCGUUGCGCUGUACAGCCGAAAAGUCCUCAUCCAGACCAAGACCACUGACGUCCUGCCUACGUGGCUGCGCUUCAUUCGCGGUGUGGUGGACAGCGAGGACAUCCCCCUGAACCUCAGCCGGGAGCUCCUCCAGGAGAGCGCGCUGAUCAGGAAACUCCGGGACCUUAUACAGCAGAGGCUGAUAAAAUUCUUCAUUGACCAGAGUAAAAAAGAUGCUGAGAAAUAUGCCAAGUUUUUUGAAGACUAUGGCUUGUUCAUGAGGGAAGGCAUCGUGACCGCUGCUGAACAGGAGGUCAAGGAGGGGAUUGCGAAGCUGCUGCGGUAUGAGUCCUCAGCCCUACCUGCCGGGCAGCUGACCAGCCUCCAGGACUAUGCUGGCCGGAUGCGGGCUGGCACUCGCAGCAUCUACUACCUGUGCGCCCCCAGCCGCCACCUGGCUGAGCAUUCGCCCUACUAUGAGGCCAUGAAGCAGAAAAACACGGAGGUCCUCUUCUGCUACGAGCGGUUCGAUGAGCUGACCCUGCUCCACCUUCGCGAGUUCGACAAGAAGAAGCUGAUCUCUGUGGAAACAGACAUCGUGGUCGACCACUACAAGGAGGAGGGGUCUGGAGAUGGGUCCCCAGCCGGUGACCGCCUGUCAGAGAAGGAGGUGGAGGACCUGAUGGCCUGGAUGAGAAAUGCGCUGGGGACACGUGUCACCAACGUGAAGGUGACUCUUCGACUGGACACCCACCCUGCCAUGAUAACCGUGCUGGAGAUGGGGGCUGCCCGGCACUUCCUGCGCAUGCAGCAGCUGGCCAAGUCCCAGGAGGAGCGUGCCCAGCUCCUGCAGCCCACGCUGGAGAUCAAUCCCCGGCACACGCUGAUCAAGAAGCUCAGUCAGCUGAGAGACAGCGAGCCUGACCUGGCCCAGCUGCUUGCGGAGCAGAUCUACGAGAACGCCAUGAUCGCAGCAGGGCUCCUGGAUGACCCCCGCCCCAUGGUGGGCCGCUUGAACCACCUGCUCGUCAAGGCCUUGGAGCGGCACUGAGGGGCCUGCGGUGACAGGGCAGAAGGCGCUACAUGAACCCCACACCCCUCUGCUGUGUGAAGAGGCAGCCUGAGCCUAGGGAUGGGAUGUCACUGCUGAGAACACCCACUUUAUUUUUUUUUAGGCGACGCUGGAAAACAAACAUUUACAGAUGAGGUGUAUUGACAUGAAUGUGUACAAAUGAAGGCAAAACUGAUCUCUGGCAGGCAGGAAUUCCCGUCUGCUUUGUUUAUGAGCAGUUGAGCCUCUACAGGACGGGACAAUUUGCAUUUCUAUAGACAAGAACUAUCUUGCUUUGCUGUUUGUUAGUGACCUACAACUUACAGUCAUGAAAUAACUCACAGACGACGAAAAACCAGAAUCAGGAAACUUCUAGAAGGCUAUACUGGAUGUAGGCGAUGUGCUGUUCCCACCGAAGCAUGAAUUUUCCUGCAGUGCCCAGAGGGAAAUGAGAUCAGAAAGUUCUAUAUCAUCGUGGUGCUGGUGGGGACUUGGCUGUGUACAUUUGUUACGACUCACUGAACUGUACCAUUAAAAUAGGUGAGUUUCUUGUAUAUAUCAAAUACACCUCAGUUGAUUUUUUUUCCUAUA